Messenger RNA from Oreochromis niloticus (Nile tilapia), 7113 nucleotides. RefSeq names its product pyridoxal (pyridoxine, vitamin B6) kinase b (gene pdxkb). Gene Ontology annotation, molecular function: pyridoxal kinase activity. Lineage: Eukaryota; Metazoa; Chordata; Actinopteri; Cichliformes; Cichlidae. Gene Ontology annotation, biological process: pyridoxal 5'-phosphate salvage. Bases 367 to 1290 code for a protein of 307 amino acids. The record is from RefSeq and is a predicted model, not a curated record. Gene Ontology annotation, cellular component: cytosol. The transcript has 11 exons.
UUUAAUGUCAACACUGCAAAAAGUACACACAGCGGUUACCGUAAAUAAAACGGUUCCCGCUGUUUGUGUGUGCGCGCGCGUGUGUAUCAUUGGCGUAUCCGCGCGACACCCCCCUCUCCCCCCUUCCCAACGUCACCGCUCUCCAUCACUAGCUAAGGGCUCUGGUUACAACCAGCGCUCACACAGACGUACGCGCGCGCACAGCCGCUAGCCAGCAGGCUAACUACAGUUUCCUCUUUCCCUACCGGCGGCGCGGUCGUUGCGUUCAAACUGUGUUUUCCCGGUGUUGUUAUGUGAAGACGUGACUCUCGUCGAAUAACGGAGAAUAUUUAUCUGCAUCUCUUCCUCGGCUGACCGGGAGCCGCCAUGGAAUGCCGCGUCCUGUCCAUACAGAGCCAUGUAGUCCGGGGAUAUGUGGGCAACAAGAGCGCCUCUUUCCCGUUACAGCUUUUAGGGUUUGAGGUGGACUCAAUCAACUCCGUCCAGUUCUCCAACCAUACAGGAUAUUCUCACUGGAAAGGUCAGGUCUUGACAGCAGAUGAGCUCCACGUUCUUUAUGAGGGGAUCAAACUGAACAACGUACAUCACUAUGACUAUGUUUUAACAGGGUAUACCAGAGACACGUCCUUCUUGGAGAUGGUGGUGGACAUCGUUCAGGAGCUAAAGAGAGCCAACCCCAACCUGGUGUACGUGUGUGACCCUGUCCUUGGAGAUCAUGGAUCUAUGUAUGUUCCUCAGAAUCUUUAUCCCGUCUAUAAGAACAAGGUGGUUCCUGUUGCUGACAUCAUCACUCCUAACCAGUUUGAGGCUGAAUUAUUGACGGGGAAAAACAUCAGCACAGAGAAAGACGCUGUAGAGGUAAUGGACCUCCUCCAUGCGAUGGGCCCAGACACAGUUGUUAUUACAUCCUCUGAUCUUCCCUCGAGACUGGGAGACCGCUUCCUGGUGUCAUUGGGCAGCCAGCGUCAUGUUCGUCCAGAUGGCAGCAGGACAACACAGAGAGUGCGAUUAGAAGUUCCCAAAGUGGAUGCUGUCUUUGUAGGAACUGGAGACUUGUUUGCUGCUAUGUUGCUAGCGUGGACACAUCACUACCCCACUGACCUAAAGACGGCCUGUGAGAAAACGUUUUCAGUGAUGCAUCACGUUAUCCAGAGGACCAUAUCCUACGCUCACGAGUUAGCAGGUCCUGGUCGGAGGCCCAGUCCGCCCCAGCUGGAGCUGCGGAUGGUCCAAAGUAAAGCUGACAUAGAAGAUCCUGCUAUAGUUACGGAGGCCACAGUCAUAUCCUAACAUUGCCCACCCAUAAGACUCAUACUAACCUCUCCACCCAUAAAUCUCUCAGCUCCUGUAUCUCGGUAAAUCUCUCAUUACUGUAAACCUUGACUGUCAUUGCCUAACUUCAAUAACUCAUCAUCCAGACUCCUCAAACACCUUAGUAUUGUAAACCCUUUAGUCCUUUAACCCUUUGAAGUCCUCAGUGUCCUGAUCCCUAACUUAACCCUUAACCCUGUUUUGGAACCAGAGCCAUGGAUAGACAGAAGGUUUGGUCAGGGUAUCCGAGAGGACUUUGCAGCAGCUCUUUAGAAAUUUUUUGGGCUCUCCAGAUGACUCAGAUAGUGAACUUCCACAAGCACAAAAUGUCAUAUGUUAAGGUUAAUGAGAGUGAUGGCUUAAAAAAAGCAUCCAGUAUUCAGUCAUCUGCAUGACAGUGGAAUUGAUUUGGAGCUGGUAAACUGAGAUCUGGGCAAAAUUCAUAACUUUUAUAGAAAACAUGGGAGAGGUUUUGUCCUUGGAGUGCUGCUAGGAUAAGUUAUUAGUCUUACUUCUGGUUUAAAAUAAUAUUUUACCAUAUUUUAAGCUUCAUAAGACUGAUUAGUAAGUCUUAUCAAAAAGUUCUCAUGGAUAGCUUGAUAACGAUCUCGGGUUCAGAGUUUCUGUGGUUUCUCGUCAGUGUGGCUUUGGUUUUUUUGCCCCUGUAGCCACACUGAAUAGUGAUGUCAGUGUAUUUUGAUGCACGUCAGUCUAUCCACACUGACCCAGCUGCUGAAUAACUUUAACAACAGGGUCUCCCACAGAGUCAGAGUGUAUUUGUGGUGUUAGUAAGGGUCAUGCGCACGUGUCAACAACGUAUGUACGUGCACGUGAAAAUAGGUGUACCCAUGCUUUCUUAAAAAAUAAAAAAAAACGAUAAAGAAUACAAACUUUUUCAUAGUCAAUAGCAAUAAUUAGCUGCAUCUACAGGUCAUCCUUGUUCUGCUCUGCAGUGAGCUCAGCGUAGGAGCAGUAGAAACAGUUCUCCACCUUCUGCAGGUUCUGAUUAUUUAUUAAAAAUUAUUUAAUUAGGAAAUGAUGGGAGAGUAUCUGAGUGUACUGGGACUAGAUGGGUAACAUAAACCUAUCCCAACAAGUGAAGACUUGUAAACUCCACAUGUGAGCUUCCUGCAUGGAGUCAACCCUCUUGAUGUGAGAAAACAGUGCUGCCAAGCAUACGGCUGACCUCUGGGUCAAAGCUGAUUUUCAGAGCAGAACAAGAAUUACUGUCAACAGCUGACUUGGAGUACGCACGACUGUGGGACGAGAUCUUUUUGGCGGAUGUAGUUGAGUUAUGGAACGUAUGAACAUACAUGGAGCAUAUCAUGGGACCUGGAUCUGGCGAGUAAGUUGGUUGAUAGAGGAAGAAAGGCUUAGAGGGUCAGGGUUAGGAGUGACUUACCUUUCAUCCAAAGAGUGAGGCAGUUGUCCACGGAUAAAAAUUAAAAAAUGGUUGCAAAUUAUAACCGGGCAGGCCGCCCAACUAAAGUCCCUUUGUGAAACCACUGAACAAGUUCUCCAAAACUCUACCUCAAAAUUAUUUAACUUGCCUACUUUAUUGCUCUAUUACUGCCACCCUGUUAAACCGGCAUAUUCUGUUUAUUUCUGACAGUGUUGCACUCUAGAAGUGGUUCUCCACACCCGACGCCAAGUUGCAAGACUCUAAAGAUCAAACACUGUUUUUCUAUGGCUCUGCCCACUCUUUUAAUCCCUUACCCGUCUUACAGCAGUGAUGUAAUGGUGACCAAGUUUAACCCCUGAGAUCUCUUGAAAAAUAUGAGAAAACAAACAAAAAAAAACGCACAAUGUAUAGAUGUUGUACUAUAACUGUAUUGGACCAUCUGUAUGAUAUCUUCUAUCUGAUCUGUCUAUUGGACCAUUGUGUUGAUGCUACUGUACUAUAGACUACACGCACUACAAUAUCACUCAAACGAGACGUCCGGGUUGGUUGUGGCACUUGCAGACGCUUCAGUGCCUCUAGUUGUUGUCACCUGAUAGUAACUGUCUAAAAAUCAUAGUGUAUAGUUGAACCCUUUUCAUCUUAGCACAACAUGAAAAAAAAGGGCAACCUGAGCGGCCUGAGCUGUCCCCAGCUGAUUGUAGACCACUCAGAAAUCGGCCACCUCAGUGCCAGAACCAACCCACGUCACGCCGGACGGCUGCCGGCCCAGCUCUCGCCCAGAACUCUAUAUCUGAAAGUUGAGCCACUGAAUUUACUGGAAGCCUCGAGUAGUAUUGAUAACAUCUACAAGCUCUGUAAACUUUUAUUUUUAAAAAUGAGCUUUUGAUUCCCAUCACACUCCACUGUGGUCUCUGUCACGUCUUAAUCUGUACCAGAAACCUGAAUUAGUCUAUGCAUGUGCAUAUGCAUUCCUAUUACCUUUAUGUUUAAAAGUAGUUGUUAGCUGUGUUAUGUAGAAAUCGUUCUGUUUGUUUUGGGUGCAGACUAGCAGUAAAAGUAUUUCAACCAAAUGCUGUGAGUUGAAUCUUGAAACGAAGAUUAGUUUUGCACUAAACUAAUACAGUUAAGUCAUUGUUAGUACAGCUUAGUCUGUUCAAACAGUUUCAGUUAAAUCAUUAUCUUACAAAUAUCACAAUAUAAACUAUUUUCCAGAGCUAAAAGUGAUUAACAAUAAAUGUGUCCCAAACCUGCCUCUCUAAUUUUUAGUUGCACAAAAAGACGAUAAUGGGAUAUAAAGUCAAGUGUCAGGGUUUCGAAAUCACAGUAUCAGCGUUUGAAUUACAUUAAUAUCUGUUAUAAAUGAAAAUAUAUUUUAAAUGGUAAAUCAGGUCAUCCUUUGUGUGUCUUUCAGCACAUGGAUUCUGAUGGAACUUUUACACUUCAUCACUUUACCCUCAUUUUUGUGGUAAAUCUGUUUUCGUGGAUUCACUUUGCUUUGUUAGUAAUUCACUUCUUGUUGUUUUUUUGGGACCAGUUACAAUUCCCCAACAAUCAAGAGAAGUAAAAUAGUUCCAGGCCAAUUUAAAGUCCUCAGUUAUGCUAGAAAACCAGUGGUGGUAUUAUAACCUGUAGCUUUUCCACAGUGGAACGUGAUGGGAAGGGUGAGAGGAGAGCAAAUGGCAACAGUGGUCAUGAGCUGGUUUCAAACCAAUGAUGUCGCAAGAACUUGGGAUGUGCCUUAGCCCACUGCGCUACAAGGGCACCACAAGAAAGGAGAUUUUAGUUUUAAAUUACCUCCAGAAUCUUUUUUCUCCUCAAUUUUGGAAAGUGUGAACCAAAUAUUCAGAGGCUUGAAAAAAACGAGAAAAAAAAACAGCCAGAAGCCAUCAGUGAUCCACCUGAGCUGGAUGUAAGGUUCUGGGCAAGUCAGUGUAUUUCUGUACUGCUGUUGUUUCUCUAUGGACUGUACUGUGAUACUGCCUUAGGAAUCUAACAUCAUAAUACCACAAUACUACUCACAGAGAGGAGGAGGGGAGGGAAGGAAACAUGAGAAGUCUUAAAUGUAGGUAAAUGUUCGUGUGUUUAUCUUGUUUUUAGGAGUGCAAUUACUGGACUUAUUGUCUGGUUUACAAAAUUGCAGAAAAUUGACUCUAAAUCGCUUUUAAUUCCAACUAAAACAAUGAAACCCCAAAAAUAUAAAAUUCAGUAAAUAUUUGUAAAACAGUAAUUUUUGCUUUUUUCUGGGUGAAUGACUAAUUUGAAAUUUCAGUGUGGGUCAGGUUUAUUAAUAAUGAUCCAAAACUAGACAGAAGUUAGAAAAAAAUAACUGAAUGAAAGUCACUUUAUGAUGUCAUGGAGCUCCGUGUGUGUGCACUGCUGAGAAAAUGAAUGCAGAGACUUUGUGAGCUUUGCAGUUUGCGUUAUAGAGCAGUCAGUGAUUUACCUGCCUGCAAACCUCAGCACAAAACAGUUUUGUUCACCACUUCUAGAUUUCCACCUGCACCAUCGUAACAUCUUCCCCUCCAAAAAGUGGAACAUUCCUUGUGAGAUUUGUAAAAGCCUCACAAGGAAUAGGUACAAAAUAUAGCAUACAAACAGUUAAUUAACCGUUUGCAGUUAAUUAAAAAUGGAUUUCAUUUAACUCAGAUUGUUAAUAAAUCUGUCCCUAAUUGAUUUGUCAUUUGGGAACUGCAGUGUUGUACACUCGUGCUCAGAGGUAAUCUGAAUGCACCUCUUGGACAAAUAGGUGGGAAAAACGAUCUCAUUUGUAAAACACUUUUGUACCAGUACAGUUAUAUUGUGUCACUGUAGCACUGAUUGUCAUAUCAGUAACAGACUUAAGGAGUCUGUGCAUUUUGCCAACCGUCUUUCAGCUCUGCUAACAAACCCGACCGCUGUAACACUGGAUCUAAUCGCAUCCACCUGUUGUGUCUUUGCUCGUGGGAGAGUGUGUGUGUGUGUGUAAAUGUCGUUUAUGGUAACAGGGUUCUGUGUGUAUGUGUGUCUGCGCAUGUAAAAAUGAAAGAGCAAAUACAUGGAAAGAAAAUCUGCCAAAUGUGGGCUGAAGAGGAGGGGGAGGUUAAAAAGUAAAAGGAACGCUUUGGUUAAGAUGAGGAGGGGAGGAGAGGUGUGUUCAAGAGGACAAUCACUCCCUUUCCCCCAGCUGAACAUUUAGAGGACUGCUCGGAGAGGGAACUGAAUCCUAAUUGUUUCCUUGAUGCCUCACUUUGCUUCUUCUUCUUCCUUUACAUCCUCCAAACCUGUGCAAACCCCUGCAGUGCCAGUUCUUGUGUCCGUAUUGCUAGUUUUUAAACCUUAGCCUUGCCGUGUGCGUGUUCGUUAGAUGGUUAAACUGUACUUGCACUGUUUCUGCUGUCACUGCUUUGUCACGCCACUGUUCCCUGUUCUCAACGUGCCUCAGUGUCCAUGUUGUUGCUGUCUGUCCUGCUCACGCUGCUUUCAGUACGUCCAGCUGCUUCAGAUUCCUCCGUUUAAUUUUGACUUGGUUAAAAAAAACAAAAGAAGCAGGUUUGGUCUCUGGCUGCUUGUUCAUGGUAACUGUACAGGGGUUGAGUUUUGUAGGCAGCAGGUGUUGCUAAUCUUUUGAGGGGUUUUUGUUCACUGAAUCUGGUUAUUAUCAUUAAAAACUAAUUGCUGGAUUUUAGAUUUUUUUUAAAUAUUAGUUUGCGUUGAAAUACAACCAUUUUAUGCGUUUUAGAUGGAGGGGUGAUGUCGCCAGUGAAGUCUUGAGUUUAUUGAAUUUAACUGUUUGACACUUUGCCAUGAGAUCAAACUGGAGGCUCAGACCAUCCAAAACAUUGAGGUUUACACCUGCUACUGACAUGCUUCUGUUUGUGCACCGAUACGCUCAUUGUCGUGUGUCACGUUUUUAAAGUUAACUGCAGAUCAGACGGCCGGUGAGGAUUCUGAAUGUUUCACUGAAGUGGAACCCUGUGUGAUUGGAUCCUUUGCCUCUCUGUCUCUGGCUUACGUGGUCAUGUGACUCAUUCCUGCGUGGCUAUCCAUGCUCUCCCGUCCUCAUACCCCAGCCUCCCCUCGUCCGUCUUGGUUUAGUUAUGAAUUGGCUGCCAUUAAAAACUGCAACAGCCCACCUGUUUGUGCCACAGUGGUCCUCUCCUCCUCUACAUCCACAGGUUCAACUCCACCAUCUUUUUUUUCCUUCUGUUCUUGGUGGCCAAAAACAAAACGAGGAAAUGUAAUAAUCAAUGUUUGGUAACUGUUUUUAGUGCUAUGUUUUUGGAGCGUUACGAGUAUUUUCUAACAUGUUACAAUAAAAGAUUGUAGUGUACAAAUUCACAUUUAUAAAAUAUAUAUAUAUAUAUAGAUAUAUAUGAGAAAUGUAUGUUCUAAUGCAAUAAAGAGAGAUUAAGAAUUACAAA